Messenger RNA from Cataglyphis hispanica, 1610 nucleotides. RefSeq names its product RING finger and CHY zinc finger domain-containing protein 1 (gene Rchy1). Gene Ontology annotation, molecular function: ubiquitin protein ligase activity; zinc ion binding. The record is from RefSeq and is a predicted model, not a curated record. NCBI's taxonomy places the organism in Eukaryota, Metazoa, Arthropoda, Insecta, Hymenoptera, Formicidae. The transcript is spliced from 5 exons. Gene Ontology annotation, biological process: ubiquitin-dependent protein catabolic process; protein ubiquitination. Gene Ontology annotation, cellular component: nucleus. The coding region runs from base 402 to 1508 and encodes 368 amino acids.
AACAUACAUGUGCGCAAAUAUAUGGGGAUUUGUGAUCACGAUCGAUGUCGUUUCGCGAAAUGCUGCAACCAAUUGUAGUAUUGUAGUGUGCAGGUAGGUAGUUGCGCUUGAUUGUGAGGACAAAUUUCCUUGCUUUGAGUCAAUGACGGAAACGAUCUUAUUCCUCGAGAAUUUUUCUUAGACAAUUCUCGCGAGCUCGAUGUAAUUGACACAUCAACAUACUCGACGUUUUCGAACUUUCUCGUGCGUGGAAAAAGCUCGAAGAUAUCCCCGAGACACGAUCCUUCCGUUCAGUUCGCGACGACGACACGCAUUAUUCUAGAAAUGCACCAUCUUCGGUAUUAAUCGGCAAGAAGGCCGUACCUUGGAUCGAUGAGAAGAAAGAACUUAAUUAUAUCAGCAUGCAGAACAACGAUGAGAAUAAGACGCACGCCGUGCACAGCGACGACGAGGAUCAGAGUUUUGAUACCGAGAAACCUGCCGCGGGCGGUGAGGUUUCCAGUCGCGGCACCGACAAAUCCACCGCGGAUGGCGACGAAGACGGAUCGAGGACAGAUCGCGACACCAAGAAGUCAUCUUCGAGUAGUAACGACGAUAAUCUUGGCUGCGGCACCAAAAAGCCCGUUGCGAAGAAUGAGAGCUAUGCUUGGCCCAUGUAUCGCGCGUCUACCUCGCGAGAGAAAUUGCUCGCCACUCCGGAGGAUGAUUAUGGCUGCGAGCACUAUAAGCGAAAGUCCAAGUUUGUGACUCCUUGCUGCAACAAAGUAUAUACAUGCCGCUUUUGUCACGAUGAGCAGGAGGCACAUACAGUAAAUAGGAAAGAAGUCACAGAAUUGAUAUGUGUUCUCUGUGAUACUCGUCAACCUGUUCAAGCCACUUGUCAAAAUUGCCAUUGUCAAUUUGGCAAAUAUACAUGCCUCGAAUGUAAUCUUUUUGAUGAUGAGGAUAAAAAUCAAUACCAUUGUGAUGGUUGUGGCAUAUGUAGAGUCGGUGGACGUGACAAGUUUUUUCACUGUGCAAAAUGCAACAUGUGUUUGCCAGUUCAACUACAAAAUGGACAUACGUGCAUAGAGAAUGUCUCACAUUCCAAUUGUCCUGUGUGCCUCGAAGAUAUUCAUACAAGUCGCACACCAUGUCACAUUCCCGGUUGUGGGCACUUACUACAUCGUACAUGUUUCAAGGAAUUGUUGCAAUCAGGACAUUAUGCCUGUCCGACGUGUCAAGUGUCGCUUUUAGAUAUGACAGAUUUAUGGAAAUAUUUAGAUGCGGAAGUAUCACUAACACCAAUGCCAGAGGAAUAUAAGGACUAUAAAGCUGAUAUUUUAUGCAAAGACUGCCAUGAGGAAUCAACAGUGAAGUUUCAUAUUGUUGGAUUGAAGUGUUUAAAUUGUGGUAGUUAUAAUACCUGCAGGAUAAAAGGCUCACCUUCUCCAGUUUGUACAGAUCCAGAUGUCCUUCCAGAAGCAGCAGCUGGUGGCAGUAGUAAAGAAGAAAAGGAACAAUCGUAAGGCUAAAAAUCGGAAUAUCAUCCGAAAUUAUUCAUUGAUUAGGAAGGAGUAUAUUAUAUUAAUAUCGAUGGAAAAAAUUUUAUAGAUAAAUUUUGUCUUUGA